This is a messenger RNA of Numida meleagris (helmeted guineafowl), 5886 nucleotides long. Its product is annotated as zinc finger protein 479-like. Lineage: Eukaryota; Metazoa; Chordata; Aves; Galliformes; Numididae. The transcript has 5 exons. The record is from RefSeq and is a predicted model, not a curated record. Gene Ontology annotation, biological process: regulation of DNA-templated transcription. The coding region runs from base 539 to 1729 and encodes 396 amino acids.
CAUUCCUUUUUCUUGCCUCCGGGAGAGCGUGGCAGAAGUCUGUGUCACAUACAGAGAGUGAGGGUAAGGGGAUCCCCGAGUAGGUACCCUACACGCGAGCAGGGAGACGUCCCGAGUGCAUGGCGGGUUCCAUGUUUGCCAGAGGGAACACGGUGAGGGGGUGCUUGAGAACAGCCCCCCAAGAGAAACGGGAUUCGAGUCCCUGCUAAAAGGGGUGCACGAGUGUCAUGCUUUUAUGAUUUUUGUCAUCGGUAUUCCACGUCGUACCGUCACGUAGGGCACUGGGAGUUAAAGAGUUAACGCUCCCGUCCCGGGUGCAGGCUCGGAAGAGAAGAACAACUACAUACCCCGGGGGACUUGCGUUUCAUUCAGAGGGAAAGAUCAAACUGUUUGCAGAGCAGGAGCUGCCCCUUUUCUUUCCCUGUCCGGUCGUCUCGGCAGCGCGUGUGAUCCCUCAGCGUCUCUCCUUCAGCAUCAGAGCUCCAGUUCAACUUUUGCCUUUCACCUGUGAUCCUCCCAGCCUGCAGGAGAGCAGCAAAUGGCCUCAGCACAUCCAUCUCAGGAGCCCGUGAGCUUUGCGGAGGUGGCCGUGUAUUUCAGCAGGGAGGAGUGGGCGCUGCUGGACCCUGCACAGCGAGCGCUCUACCGGGACGUGAUGCUGGAGACGUACCAGUCUGUGGCCUCGCUGGCUCCACUUACCGUCCCCAAACCCGUGGUGAUCUCGUUGCUUGAAGGAGGGGAAGACUCCUGGAUCCCAGAUGUGCGCAGCCCCAUGGAGAUGGCAGGAGAGCUCAGCCCAGCAGGAGAUGGGAUCACAGCUAUAAAGGAGGAUCUGCAGGAAAGCGGUGUGGCCGGGAGGCAGAGCGACUGUGCCUCAGUGGGAGAAACCAGAAGGGAUGUCCAAGGGGUGGUGGAGCCAGGAGAGCACUUGAAGAAGGCACUGGGAGAGCAUCUGGGAAAUAGAGCGAGGAACCCCCAGGACUUCAUCACAGGUCAAAAGCAGCAUGAAGACCCGAGGAGCAAGGAAGUGUGCCAGAAGAGAAGGCAGAAGCCAUGUGAUGAGUGUGGGAAAAGCUGUGAAAGGUGUUCUGUCUGCUUUAAACACCAGUGCAUCCAUUCAAAGGAGAGACAGUGCAAGUGCCCUCAUUUUGCAAAGCACUUCAAAGGGAGAUCCACCAUUACGUACCAGCAGAGCAUCCACACGGGAGAGAGACCAUACAGGUGCCGUGAGUGUGGAAAGAGCUUCAUAAACAAUUCUGAACUUGUUCGCCACCAGCGCAUUCACACAGGAGAGAGACCCUGUAAGUGCCCUGAGUGUGGGGAGGGCUUCACAAGCAGUUCUAGUCUCACUUACCACCAGCGCAUGCACACAGGAGAGAGACCCUAUAAGUGCCCUGAUUGUGGGAAGGGCUUCAAAUGCAGCUCUGGCUUCACCUACCACCAUCGCAUCCACACAGGAGAGAGACCAUUUAUAUGCCCUGAGUGUGGGCAGAGUUUCAAAAGCAGUUCCCACCUCAACUGUCAUCAGCGCAUCCACACAGGAGAGAGACCCUACAAGUGCCCUGAGUGUAGGAAGGGAUUUAGAAGCAGUUCUGAUCUCACUGUCCAUCGGCACAUCCACACAGGAGAGAGACCCUACAAGUGCCCAGAGUGUGGGAGGGGCUUCAAAAGCCGUUCUAACCUCAGCUCCCACAAGCACAUCCACAGAGGAGACCAACCACAGCAGUGACCUGAGUUUGUGAGAACUUGCAGAAGCAGUUCCUACCUCGUGACCUACCCACACAACCACCCAGGACGCAGAGCCUGCAGUGUGGGAAGAGCUGCAGCUGAGCCCCAGCCUGCUCACCACCUGUGGCCUUCUGCAGUGAUGAACCUUAUGUGUCCUCCCCUGAACAGAGGAGCAGCUCUGGAGGUAAAUUAAAAUCCUGUUCCCCUCCCUCGCUGGCAUGGGGAUAACAUGCAUUGCUCUCUUUCUGCGGGAGGCGUUGUGUUGUGUGGAUGUGCAAAGGAGAGUCCAGAGCAGGACGUGGCACAGCCCCUGGAAACCCUCUGCCCAGUGGCAUAUUUCUGCCAUGCCUGUGCACAUGGAGAUGCCUGGGGAAGUCAUCUCGCUUUCAGAGAAACCCAUUUGCAGGUGAGGACCCAAAGGAAACCUCCACUGGACAGAGAAGUCACCGGGGAGGAAGAAAACAUGUCUGCAGGGAGCGUGGAAGAGCUUCAGCAGGAGUUCAACCCAUAGUGGACCCCAGUGAACAGACACAGGGGAGAGCCCCUAUGAGCGUCUCAGAAGUGCCUUGAGUGUCAGAAGGGCUUUGUGCAGAAUGCAGGGCUCCUCACUCGCAGGAGAUGGCCCUCAUGGAAGAUGUGCUCCAAAUGACCUGAGUGCAGGAAGAGCUUCAAGCACAGCUCCAACCUGAUCGAGUUCCUGAGGAUCCACUCAGGGCAGAGACCUUAGAAAUGCCUGCACUGUGGGCAGAGCUUCAUCCAGAGCCCAAACUUCCUUGCUAACCAAAGAAACUCUCUCAGCGUGCCCAGUUUUCUCUUCUGCUCUUCCUGCAAGCAGCUUUUUGAACCCAUUUCCUGAGGAAAAGCAGCAGUGCAGGCAUGUUCUGUGUGUCUGCGUGCAUGUGUUCCUCUCAGUCAUUUCUGAGUCUGCUGAUGAGUCAGAUACAAGGGUCAGGAGAACCAGAAUGCCACUCUUGGAGGUUUACUGAAAAUCACCUGCAGGUGGAAGGGAAAGGGGAGAAUAAAGUAGCUGAGAGCUUUUGUUUUCAUUGUGUUCUCACCCUAUUUCCUAAAACAAAAGAUAAUGGGUGAAUGGAGGACAGGGAAAGGUGGAGGGAGGGUUUGUUGUUGUUGGUGCUGACUCCAGGCCACUGCUUGCUUCUGGGGGAAGGCAUGCCUGAAACCGAAUCCCAUCAUCCUUCCUAAGCAUGCCACACACUGGCUGUACUUGUCUUCUUGAAUGGUUUGAUCAGGAGCUCAGAUCAGCUGUGAGACAUCAAGGGCAGCCUGUUGUAUGGGAGCAGGUGAGUCAAGGCCUGAGCCACUGAUUGAGCAGCUGGAGGAAAGACCCAGUCAGCCCUGGGAGCACAGGUGAAGGCAAAUCAAGUGGAAGCCUGGCUCCACCCCUCCUAGGUCUCAUGGGAGGUCUGACUGCCCCUGGGGAAGGUUCUCUUUCUGGAGAUCCCUCAUUGGUGGUGCUUUUCCCUGUGAACCCCAAAUCUUCUGGUACAGGUGCGUGAUCUACUUUCCUUCCUUUGUUGCUCCUUUCUAUUUUGCUGGUCUUUCUACAUCUUUUGUAACAUCUUUUCCUUCGUGUUGAUCUUCCUGGUAGCUUCAUCUGGUGAGCCAGGCAGACCAAAAUACUAAAAUGGCUUUCCUUUUGAACAUCUUUAAGUGGGUCGGGGGGAGAAUGUCAUCCCUCUAGAUAAAAACCCUGCCAGGGCAGAUCCCAGGGUUUCUGGGUUCACUCUUAUAUGUAUUGGCAGCCAUAGUUGAAAAAUGGGGUCCCUUGCAGGAUAGUGGAAAUAUCUCUCAGUCCCCAUCCUGCAUGGCAGACUACUUCUAUGGAUUAGAUAAAGGUAUCCUAAUUACAAAGGAACGCCGGCUGGCUGCAUCCACUGUGGCAUGGCCACUAUUAAUGGCAGUGAAUCAUGCAGGACUUUUGAAUAAUGCUUUAGAAGAUGAGAACCAAUUAGUGUGUGAUCACAUUGAGGAACUCGAGCAAGAGCUUGGUCUCUUGACAGGGUUGAAAUCAAGUUUAUCUCUGCCUUUAAAACAAAUACAGAUUAUUGCAUUGGAAAAUACUCAGGCUUCUGAACUGGUGGACCUGGGUAAUUCAACAGAAAAAAUGUCAAGAUUGGAUCUUAAAGCCACACUUGAGGUGGAUCCCUUCGAGAUCCGACCUGUAGUGACACAAGAAACAAAGAAAAUGCAGGAUAGGCCAGGAGGGUUCCCCCUGAACAAUGGCCCCCUGCCCAAACCCAUCCCCAUGUAACAGCUCACCCCUAUACGGCAUCUGAAUUGAUGGAUUUGGUGCAAGGAUUUCGGCAGAAACCAAGGGAAAGUGUACCGGCUUCGUUACUUCGAUGAUGGGACAUGGGGACAGAGAGUGUUGUGGUCAAUGGACCAGAAGUUGCCAAGCUCGCAUCUGUUAUGUUGCACCCUGCCCUUAGGCAAUGACUGUCUGCCGCUGUGCAACAUCAUGAGGAGAAUCAUUCCCUAAUGGAUUGUUUGAUGGCGGCAUGCCAUGUCACCUGGCCUAAUAAGGCCGAUAUCCCGGUGCAUGCAGGUUUAUGGUCCUCCAAGGAGGACCUCCAAACAUACAUUUGCGAGCUAGGAAUGAAAGAGGAAGCCUUUGAAAGUCCUGAUUUAGUUAAACUCUCGGCUGGAAUGAGGGACCUGAUUUUUCAACAGGCACCCUCCCUCCAUUAUGGCACUUAGUAUCUUAGUAUCUAUAUUGAACCCCCUGGUGGCCUCAGAGGCUAUGAUUCAGCGGGCUGCCCAGUUGGUGGCUGCUCUGGAGGAGACGGAGCACUGUAGGGCAAGGCUUAAAGGCCUGAUCCCCUGGUUGUCCUGCAAAUGCCGCGUGAUCUCCCUCAGGACAAUCUGCUCCAUAACCUUCCCCGGCACCGAGGUCAGGCUGACAAGCCUGUAGUUCCCCAGAUCCUCCUUAUGACCCUUCUUGUAGAUGGGAGUCACGCUGGCAGGUUUCCAGUCUUCUGGGACCUCUCCAGUUGACCAGGAAUGCCGAUAGAUGAUAACAUCUGAGGUCACAGUUAAGACCACCUUGCCAAUUGAGGGGUGGGUGAAAGAUCUGACCCACCUUCCGAAGACAGGGGUGGCCCAAGCACAGACAGUGGCACAACGGGUCGCCUGUCUCAGCCAGAGGAGUAGUUUGUCUUCAUCACCACUGAAAGAAGAACUUGAAAAGAUGUUAGGCCCAGUGACGUAUCACAGCAAUGCACCGAAAGAAACAGCAGUUACUCCACCGGAGAAGAGUCCCAUUCAGGAGGGGAAAUAUCCCAUUCCUGAAUAUGCCUGGUGUACAGACGAGUCCAGCAAGGGCAACUCAAGCAAGUGAUGAGCAGUAGCAUACCAUCCUCUACUAAAACAAUCUGGUUUGAAAAAAGGGAUGGUCAGAGUAGCCAAUGGGCAGAGCUGAGAGCUCAGUGGAUGGUUAUAACCAAGGAACCUGGUGAUGGUAUCCUGAAUAUCUGCACAGAUAGUUGGGCUGUGCACUGGCAGCUCACUCUCUAGAUUGCACAGUGGGCCACUCAGGAAUGGACUAUCCAUGCCCCACCAUCUGGGGCAGAGAUACGUCGUUAGAUAUGUCGUUCUUUUCACAUACGUGCAGAUCUUCAAGGCUGUGCUGAGGAUGCCCUCUGAGCAGGGACAGCACAAAGACUUUUCCACGUGCCUCCCUCACCUGGCCGUGCUCUUCUUGCUUGUCACCGCUGCUUUUUUUGCUUACUUGAACCCGCCCUCCAUCUCCUCCUCAUCCCUGGAUCUGGUGGUGUCAUUUCUGUACUCAGUGGUGCCUCCAGUGUUGAAUCCCCUUCAUCUACAGCAUGAGGAACCAGGAGCUCAAACGUGCUUUGGGAAAUGGUUUUCACAGAUGUUUCCUAAUUGUGAUAAAUAUCCUGUUUUUCUGGACAGAUGAUUUCUUCCUACUUAAACUAUGGAAGUUCCAUUCCACCUCUAAUUUCAUUACUACUGUUCUUAACUUUAUUUUCAUUAGCAUUUAUUAUGUUAGAGAAAUAUUUUCAUUCUUUCUGCUUUUACUGAGGAAUGAAACUGCUCUGUUGACACUUGGGGCUGUGUAUCAAACACUACGUCACAUCUCUUAGUAUUUGCUUAAUUAAAUAGAAUUUCUACAGUGCA